This is a messenger RNA of Uloborus diversus, 423 nucleotides long. RefSeq lists its product as uncharacterized. The transcript is spliced from 2 exons. NCBI's taxonomy places the organism in Eukaryota, Metazoa, Arthropoda, Arachnida, Araneae, Uloboridae. The record is from RefSeq and is a predicted model, not a curated record. The coding region runs from base 1 to 423 and encodes 140 amino acids.
AUGGAUGUUAAUGAUGAUAAAAAAACAAUAAAGGAUAAUGGUAGUAAUGAUGAAACUAACUCUUAUAAUGACGAAGAUGGCAAUAAUAAUGCUGAUGCUGAAAGUGAAUACGGUAGUGAUGAGGAUGAUUAUAAGUGUGAUAAUGGUAAUAAAAACGAAGAAAAUAAUGAUGACGGCAAUGAUAUUACCAUGAUAGUAAUAAUAACAAUGAUGGUGCUGAGCGUGAUUAAAGAAGUGCCGAUGAUGAUAAGUAUGACAGUGGUAAUAAAAAUGGAUGAAAACGAUAUUCUUGUGAGGAUGGAAAAUGAUAGUAAAAAUGAUGCUGAUAAUAUUGAAAAUAAAUACAGUAAUGAUAAUGACUACGAUGAUGAUGAAAGUAGUAAUAUUAAUCAGGGUAAUCGUAGAGAUAUUGAUGGUGAUUGA